This is a messenger RNA of Syngnathoides biaculeatus (alligator pipefish), 3099 nucleotides long. RefSeq names its product dishevelled-binding antagonist of beta-catenin 2 (gene dact2). The record is from RefSeq and is a predicted model, not a curated record. Gene Ontology annotation, cellular component: cytoplasm. The transcript is spliced from 4 exons. Lineage: Eukaryota; Metazoa; Chordata; Actinopteri; Syngnathiformes; Syngnathidae. Gene Ontology annotation, biological process: negative regulation of nodal signaling pathway. Bases 197 to 2758 code for a protein of 853 amino acids.
UGGGAGGAGCUUUAAUCUCUCCUCUGAGUUCGCGAAUGGCUCAAUCAGGUAGUUUAAAAACCAAGCAGAUCGACACCAGCAGCAGCAGCAGCAGCAGGAGGAGGAGCAAAUAACGUCGUAGACCAAACAAGUCAUCCCCUUUGAGACUUUUUCUUCAUUGCAUCAAGCGUGUGGAUAUGCAUGGUGUUUGCCCUCCAUGCUGAGCACCAAAGUUUCCUGCGUGGGAAUGAUGAGCGCCGCCGUGGGAUUGGACCGCAGCAGGGUAGGGGAGAGGCUGCAGGCCGCCCUGGCCGGGUUGCAAGAGCUCCAUCUGCUUCGGGACAGACAGGGUGACAUGGUGAGCUGGGCCCUCAGAGUCAACCGGGAAGAGCCGGUCACACGCCCGCGCGCCGGUCCGGAGGACGCGAGGAUGAUUGGGGCGGAGGAGCAGCGGUUGGAGGCCACCCUAACAGCUCUCAAGCAACAGCUAUCUCGUCUUCGGAAACAGGAUGUGGGACUGAAGACUCACCUGCAGCAGCUUGACCAACAAAUUAGUGAUCUGAAGCUGGAUGUAAGCAAGGCAUCCACUGAGCAACUGGAGAGUGACAGCAGGCCGAGUUCAGGUUUCUAUGAUCUCAGUGAUGGAGGCUCUUGCUCCUUGUCAAACUCCUGCACAUCUGUGUACAGCGAAUGUCUGUCAUCUUCCCAGACAAGUCUUCUCCUCCCUCCCACAAGCCCGGCUAAUUCUCAAGUUGCCCCUGCAUUACACGCUGAUGUAUACCGUCGUUGUUCCACUGAUGAAGGUGCAACCCACCCAAAUCCUACCCGGGCAACAGGCCUUCACCUGGGAAGCAGUAGGAUCAGAGCCAGUUCUACUGUCACUGAACUUGGACGGCCAAGACCUGUGUCAACAGGUGACCUGGACAGAAUGAUGAUUCUUGGGCUGAACUAUAAACCAGUGGAUGCUAAGAAACCACCAAUGUGCUCAAAUCCUAAAAUGCCCACAAUGGAGCCUAAAUUCCAGAGCAAUCUGCUGUCCCACAGUGGAUUUGAAUUGUAUCACCACCCAAGCUCGUUGCAUGCCGUCGCCCUCCAAAGUCCAAUCUUUUUCAAUAGUGGGGAGUCAGCCAUACCUGAAUUUAUAGAUGGCGAAAAGCCCCCAGUGAGUGAUUCUGACGUGCUCAAUGAUGGUACUGAGAUUGACUGUGAUAGCAAGACUUUAGGUUACAUUGACAAACUUCUCCAGCGCAGCUACAACAAAACCCACAUUGAAAUGGCACCUGAGGCUACGCAGAUACAAAGCAACUAUCAGAGGAAACCACCUGAAGUCGUCACUGUGUUUCCUCAGAAACCAGUAUCUUUAUCUCAGCCUCCCCCAACUCAAGCCACAAAUAUCAUACCACUAGAUAACAAACAGAGGAGACACUGCAUGACACAUUCCUGUCCUGAAACAACUGAUAACACGGAUCACCACCACGGUGUGAGACCUCAGGAGGUUUCAUAUGGGUUUUCAUAUCCUGCUGUCGUGAGGGAGUACAGCUCUGAUGAGGUCACGUCUUCAACACUGAGGAAGAAGAACAAAAUACAUGUUGGUUUUGUGUCAAGGGGCCACACAGAAAAGGUGUCUGGAGACUCCCUACCAACAAGGCAAAUAGAGAAGAAGGGCCAUAUUCAAAGACCAGUCAUGUCACGCGGUUCAAGCGCUGAUGACGUUCAUGUCUUUGAGGUGCAAAAUGGCCACACUGGCUCCCCCCAGUUUGUCCAUGCCAAAUUUGUCCCCGGUGGAACUCAGAGGGUCAAGGUGAGACAAUUUGAUCGUAAAACCAAAGCAGUUAAACUCAGACGAAGGAGCAGUGAGAAGCCUCGAGCAUUGAGACAGCAGCACAGCUACUCAUCUGGUGAACCAACUCGAGAAUCCAGCGGGUCCAAGGGCGAACCAAGAAGACCAGGAAAAGGGAAGGUGAUCCAGAAAAAUUCCUGUUGUCCAAGUGAGGAGCGGAAACACGGUUCAGGCUCAGAUUCGAGCCAUUGUGGCCCCACAAUAAUCUACACCCACAAGGUCCAAAAAAAGCCACACCCUGCUCCAGCUGCUACCAAAUUCAGCAAAAGCCGCAGAUUCCAAUGUGGGGAGUACGAAAAUCUUGCAGAUCAGAGGAAGAAGAGGCAAGGAGCUGCCAGAUUGGUAUCAGAUGGGGAGAGGUUCCCAGCCUUGUGUGCUCAACAACAGAUCUCCAAAGACUUCUACGGACAAGCACCAGGGAGUAUGCAUUUAGACCGCAGUAUGAGCACCAAGGCAGGACACUGGAUAGGACCUCAUUGUCCCUCCAUAUCAUCUAACUCGUUCAAUGCAAAACUCAAUGCCAGAUACCCCCCAGCACCCUACCACAUUUCCAGACUUUAUCCCCCUCAAUGUGAGUCUGAGUACUCAGCUGAGUGCAUGUCAAUUUUUCAUUCCACCAUUGCCACAAGCAGCGAUGGGGAGACGAGCGAUAACACCACCAAUCGCUUUGGUGAUAGUGAGUCUAGCCAGAGUUUCCAAUCCUUCUCCGAUUCUGACAGCAGCCUGUCCAUGGAGGAGGGGAACCAUCAGGAUAGCCUUGAGGAGGAGGGGGACCUGGUAUGGGCCGAAGCUUCUCUGGGGCCCACUGCAGCCGGAAAGACCCUCCAGCAACUCCCACGACCAGAGGCAUCAGCUUGCCGCAUCAAAGCUUCACGAGCCCUGAAGAAGAAGAUUCGCCGCUUCCAGCCUGCCUCGCUGAAGGUUAUGACCCUUGUUUAGAAGAGUUAUCUCGGGCAAAAUAUUUGUCACUGGGGAAAACGAAAAACUGAACCGUGAGAAUCUUAGAGCUAUUUUGAAAAAAUCCGACUUCUUGCAGUACCCUUCCUUUUUCUCUGCACGCACUGAUUGUUUUUCAUGAUCAUUGUUAAAACCAAAAUAUUGUUUGUUUGUUGUUUUUACUAUAAAAGCAUACUUGUAUCACGACUAUACUUACACUUAUUUGUAAAUUGAUCUUAUUCUAAUUCAUUUCUAAGUGCAUCUCAUAUUAGUCAUGUUGAAGAUUUCAUUAUAAGGUAGUAAAAAUAUGCGUAUUUGCAAAUAAAUCCAACAUUAUUUCUGCA